CAUCCAACGAAGUACCCGACCAACCACCUGCUCUCUCUGCUGAUCGUCUAUCGACUCCGUACCAUUUCACAAACUCGGCGCCGGCCUGUACCUUUACGAUCCAUCUGCAAACCCCACCACAAGGAAGAAAGGAAGCCAGAGAUUAUCUCGGCUCCCUUCGAAUAACAAACCCCACCGCAUCUACGAACCUCCUAACGGUUAUCUCCGUACUACCCCUACAUCAUCGCAACCAUGGGCGGCGACGAGCUCAAGGAGAGCAUUUCCCCUGCUCCCAGGGAGAAGUUGGAAGCCCAGAUCAAGAGUGCCGAUAUGACCGAAGAUAUGCAGCAAGAGGCCGUUGAAGUUGCCCAGGAGGCCAUGGCCAAGUUCACCGUUGAGAAGGAUAUUGCACAACACAUCAAGAAGACGUUUGAUGAGCGCAAGGGCCCAACAUGGCAUUGCAUUGUAGGCCGUAACUUCGGCAGCUUCGUCACUCACGAGACCAAGCACUUCAUCUACUUCUAUCUCGGCCACUGCGCCAUUCUUCUCUUCAAGACCCAGUAGGGGCGCGACCUCUUCCGCCGUUUUGUUUCCAGGUUGUAAAAGAAGAAAGAAGGCAGAAAGAAAGCAGCACCAGCAGCAGCAGCGUCGUCAUCAGCAUCUUCAAUAUUGCUUCAUCGCUGUCCCAACGGUGGCCUGGUUUCAACCACGGUUCAUGAGAUCCUCGCCGUCAUCUCUAUCUUGUGCUGCGAUUUUUUCUUGGUUUUGGCUUUUCUGAGAGCGACAGGAAAUGCAACGGCGGGCGCCCCUUUAACUUAGUAGGCCAUCACAGGACUAAAGGGGCGUUGACUGUCAUGUCCAAAGGGGAGAUUCAUCACAAAAGUGGGCCAUAUUGAUACAUAUCACAUACAGCAUUACUAUACCAUAUCUUAGUACCAUACCAUAUCACCAACGUUUACGAAUAAUCAAGAUAUCUUCAUGAUC
Molecule: messenger RNA, 963 nt
Organism: Neurospora tetrasperma FGSC 2508
Lineage: Eukaryota; Fungi; Ascomycota; Sordariomycetes; Sordariales; Sordariaceae
Exons: 7
Coding region: 232-543 (103 amino acids)
Biological process (GO): microtubule-based process; cilium assembly
Cellular component (GO): cytoplasmic dynein complex
Molecular function (GO): dynein light intermediate chain binding; dynein intermediate chain binding
Source: RefSeq, a predicted model, not a curated record